Messenger RNA from Penicillium paradoxum, 738 nucleotides. RefSeq names its product DUF2458 domain-containing protein. The coding region runs from base 1 to 738 and encodes 245 amino acids. The record is from RefSeq and is a predicted model, not a curated record. The transcript is spliced from 3 exons. NCBI's taxonomy places the organism in Eukaryota, Fungi, Ascomycota, Eurotiomycetes, Eurotiales, Aspergillaceae.
AUGGCAGGCAGUUCAUACAAUCCUGCGGACUUGAAUUCAAUCCUCAGCACAUUAUCCAGUCUAUCUUCUCAACCUCAGGGCAGCUCCAAUCCGCACAGUGUCAGAACCACUGUCCCGCAAAAUACUACACCUGUGCAAUCAACACGCUCUGAGGAUCCACGUCCGCAGCGACCUAGCACAAGGCCAUCCGGUCCUUCGACUCCUGGUGUCGAUCCAUCAACGAUCACGACUUGGCCCGGAGCACUACGUUAUGUGAUGCGCACUGUGGGUCAAAACGAAGAAACCCAAGCACGUAUCCGUGGUAUGAUUCGAAGCCAGCACUCACAUGAGAAGCAAUGGUUUCAAGGCCGUGAGGCAUUAUUGAAGCAGCAGCAAAGUCGCCCCCAGAAACAGAGGGAGCUAGAUGCAGUUCUCCGUUCGAUCGGUGCCCCUGUGAAAGAAGAUGAUGGCUCGACCGAAAAGGAAUUUGCUGCAGAAAUUGCAGUCUACGAUGGAAAGGUUCAUAGGGCAGCUACGCAGAUGACGAAUGCUCUCAUUGCUGAGUUGCGCGGUCUGGGCAUUCCGUUCUUCACGCUCCGAAAAGACUUGAUUCAAGAUACCUCAUCUGCUCCAGAGAAUUCCGAUCCUCGGCGUCUCUCUGACAUCGGACCGUCUGUUUCAUCGCCAAUCUCGAAGACCGAGCUUGUGAAGUUGCAGCGACGCAUGUUGGAAUUGCUAGAAGAUCUUUGUAAGGAGUGA